This is a messenger RNA of Spodoptera littoralis (African cotton leafworm), 657 nucleotides long. The record is from the annotation of a GenBank genome assembly. Lineage: Eukaryota; Metazoa; Arthropoda; Insecta; Lepidoptera; Noctuidae.
AUGAAUAUUAAGUGGUUCAUUAAUUUAGCAGUUUUAUUUGUGGCGAGUGAUAAUCUAGUGCAAUCAUUCAACAUAUCGGUAUACGACAUUUGUCCCUUAUAUAAAAAGGGCGCCAGCUUGAAUAUACACGACGUGGUUGGACGUUGGAUGACAGUCUACACGCAACCGAGGGCGAUAGAUUGCUUUAAAUUUCAAGUUAGAGCAACUACUGACUUGGAGCGAGAACAAUACGUAAUAAAAUAUGGAGAGUUCGACGGCCGCGUGGACUGGAACCUUUGUCUCUUGCAAGUGGAGACAAUCGCAGGGAAACACUUCUUAAUGGGUAACGGUUCCGAAUCAGGACUCCUGGAAAAUAUUAUUAUAAUGGAGAACAAAAAUGGCGACUAUAUGUUACAAAACCAGAGCGCAGAUCAAUGGAUGUUGUUUGGUCGCCGCGGAAGUGAAGUGUUAAUGAUCCGUGAUUGCUACGGGGAAACGGCGGCCGCGUUCGCGCGCGCCCCCUACUGGCCCUCCACGACCGAACUUAGUGCAAUAUUCCACCGCAGUGGCAUUGCUGCACAAACUCGUGGACGCCUACUUUGCGAGCCUCACGAAGGACCCAGGAGGCAGCCGCAUUAUGUAGCCAGUUACUCACACAAUACAAACAGGAAUUACUAA